Molecule: messenger RNA, 657 nt
Organism: Harmonia axyridis
Lineage: Eukaryota; Metazoa; Arthropoda; Insecta; Coleoptera; Coccinellidae
Exons: 3
Coding region: 31-657 (208 amino acids)
Source: RefSeq, a predicted model, not a curated record
GUGUUAUUUACAAGCCCAGAAUAACUCAAAAUGUCAUCACGAAAGUGCAAAUACGAUGCUGAUGCAUUUUGUUUUAUAUGUGGUCAAUUUAUUAAAGUUCGAGACGUGAAAUAUGAACUAAAGACAUCUCACGUUCUCUGUGGAGCCUAUGAAGCAUAUUUUGACUGUCCUGUACGGAAUCAAGAUAAGCCAUGGGCUCCACAUGUUGCUUGUAGUUAUUGUAAAAGGUGUUUGGAAGGUUGGUAUCGAGGUGAGAAAAGGUCUAUGAAAUUUGCAAUACCAAGGAUUUGGCGAGAACCAAAAGACCAUACUACUGACUGCUACUUUUGUAUGGUGAAUCCGAGUAAAAGACGUAGAGGAAAUAAUAAAGCUGAAAACUACGAAAAGUUGGUUGAGGAUAUGCUUACAAAUUUUAAGGCCAUGGGCUGCAGGAUGUCAUUAAAAGUACAUAUGCUGCAUGCUCAUUUGGAUAAAUUUAAAAACAAUAUGGGAGCCUAUUCCGAAGAGCAAGGAGAACGUUUCCAUCAGGACAUCAUGAAUUUUGAACAACGCUAUCAAGGCCAAUACAAUGAAAACAUGAUGGGCGAAUAUAUUUGGGGUUUAUUGAGAGAAAGUAGCUAUGAACAUAAAAGAAAAAGUAAAAGUGUGCACUUUUAA